AUGAUGAGAAGAUCACUGUAUUCACAUCCAACAAACUGUUUUAUCUCUCCAAAUUUCCUUCUUCACUUCAAGCUAUUCUCUUCAGUUUCCGAUGUAGAAGCUCAGUUGAGAAGUCUUUGUGCCAAACCCGAUAAGUUUCAUCUAAAUGAAGCAGUUUCUCUGCUUCACAAAGCAGUCAAUUCAAGCCUAUUGCCUUCUCAGUCAGCUUGCAACUAUCUCUUGGAAUCCCUGGUAAAGUCAAAAAACUAUGAACUGGCUUUUUCUGUUUAUAGUAAAAUGACCCAUGUGGGGGUUUUGCCAAGUUUUAUAUCAUUGAGUGGUUUAAUUGAUAGUUUUGUGAUUGCCAAGAAGCCCCAGAUGGCUUUAGGGGUCUUGGGGUUGAUGUUUAAGCGUGGUUUUAUUUUUGGAGUGUAUAAUAUUAAUGUGAUAUUGAAGGGUUUGUGUAGAAAUAGUGAGGUUUACGAAGCAUUGGAUUUAUUUAAUAGAAUGAAAAAGAUUAAUAUUUUGCCUGAUAUUGUUAGUUAUAAUACGAUUGUAAAUGGACUUUGUAAAGAGAAGAGAUUGGAAAAGGCAGUCGAUUUGUUAGUUGAAAUGGAGGGGUCAAAUUGUGAACCAAAUUCGUUUACUUAUUGUAGUUUGAUGGACGGUCUUUGUAAGGAUGGUAGAGUAGAAGAGGCAAUGAAUUUGUUGGAGGAGAUGAAGAGAAAGGGAUUGGAGGUGGAUGUCGUUGUUUAUGUUACGCUUAUAAGUGGUCUCUGUAGCAAAGGAUGUUUACAUAGAGGGAAAGCAUUGUUUGAUGAGAUGUUCGAAAAGGGUAUUUCUCCAAAUGUAGUUGCUUAUAGUUGUUUGAUAAAUGGUUUUUGUAAGAAGGGGCUAUGGAGAGAAGCCACUGCUGUGUUACAGACUAUGACCGAAAGGGGGAUUCAGCCUGAUGUUCAUACUUAUACGUGUAUGAUUGAUGGGCUUUGUAAAGAUGGGAGGGCUAGGAAGGCUUUGGAUUUGUUUGAUUUAAUGAUAGAGAAAGGUGAAGAGCCUAGUACUGUGACAUAUAAUGUUCUAAUCAAUGGACUAUGCAAGGAAGACAGCAUUGGAGAUGCUUUUAAAAUAUUUGAAACAAUGUUGGAGAAGGGAAAGAGACCGGACGUGUUUUCUUACAAUACUCUAAUAAUGGGACUUUGCAAUAAGCGCAAGGUUGAUGAGGCAAUGAAACUUUUUUGUUCAUUGUUGGAGGAUGGGAAUUAUGUUGAGCCAGAUGCAAUCACAUUCAACACUGUGAUUCAAGGGCUGUGCAAGGAAGGGCGUCUUGAUGAGGCUGUGGAGAUUUAUGAUACAAUGAUUCAGAGGGGGAGCUCUGGUAAUUUGCUUACUUGUCAAAUUUUAAUUGGAGAAUAUCUAAAAGCAGGAAUUGUGGACAAGGCCAUUGAACUUUGGAAACGUGUACACGAAUUGGGGUUUGUUCCGAGUUCAACCACUUACAGUGUCAUGAUUGAUGGAUUUUGUAAAACGCACAUGCUUAAUUUUGCGAAAGGACUAUUUAGUAGAAUGAAAAUUUCUGGGCUUAGCCCUACAUUGUUUGAUUACAAUACUUUGAUGGCAUCCUUGUGCAAGGAGAGUAGCUUGGACCAAGCAAGAAGAUUGUUUCAAGAAAUGAGAAAUUCAAACUGUGAACCUGAUAUCAUUUCUUUCAAUAUAAUGAUUGACGGGACUCUGAAAGCAGGGGAUAUUCAAUCUGCCAAAGAAUUACUGAAGGACAUGUAUCAUAUGGGUUUGACCCCAGACACUUAUACUUAUUCCUCAUUAAUAAGCCGGCUGUCAAAACUUGGACAAAUGGAAGAGGCAAAAGGUGCUUUUGACAACAUGAUUGCCUCUGGCAUUACACCAGACAAUCAUAUAUAUGAUUCCUUAAUUAAAGGCUUUGGUUCGAAUGAUGAGACAGAAGAAGUCAUAAAGCUCCUUGGUCAAAUGGCAGAAAUGGGUGCCGUCCUUGACUUAGAAAUAACCAAUACCAUCUUGGCGUUUCUCUGUAAUAGCUCGGAGCAUCUUGAUGUAGUGGAGCUUUUGCCUAAUUUUUCCUCAGAAGAGUCAGGACGGACAAGCAUCUCUUGUGAUGAGUUAUUGAAGAAAAUACAAAAGUCUAACCCAAAACUCCAAAUAUGUGCUGCUUGA
Molecule: messenger RNA, 2166 nt
Organism: Dovyalis caffra
Lineage: Eukaryota; Viridiplantae; Streptophyta; Magnoliopsida; Malpighiales; Salicaceae
Source: the annotation of a GenBank genome assembly